AUGUUCGCCAAGUCGAUGCUUAUGGCCGUCCUGGGCGCUUCCGUGGUCAACGCUCACAUGAUCAUGAGCAACCCGGUCCCCUAUGGCAAGAGCACUCUGAAUAACUCCCCGCUGGCGGCAGAUGGCAGUGAUUUCCCCUGCAAGUUGCGUGACGGCACCUACGAUGUCACCACGGAGAACACUAUCGCUAUUGGCGAAUCUCACGCUCUCACCUUCGAAGGCAGUGCCACUCACGGCGGCGGCUCAUGCCAGAUCAGUAUGACCACCGAUCGCGCCCCCACCAAGGAUACCGAGUGGAAGGUUAUCAAGUCCUUUGAGGGUGGCUGCCCUGCCAAUGUCGAUGGUAAUCUCUCCGGCGGAGCCAGCUUGGCCGAUCCCUAUCAGUUCAACUUCACCAUCCCCGAGGGCAUCGAGACCGGCAAGUACACUCUUGCCUGGACCUGGUUCAACCGUAUCGGUAAUCGUGAGAUGUAUAUGAACUGUGCGCCUGUUACCGUUACCAGUGGUUCGUCCAAGCGUUCUGUUUCAGAGCGAACUCCCACUGUCGAGAAGCGCUCGGCCAAUUUCCCCCCAAUGUUUGUUGCCAACGUCAACGGCUGCACCACCAAAGAGGGUGUUGAUAUUCGCUUCCCUCAGCCCGGUGAUGUUGUUGAAUACGAUGGGGAGCCCGCUAACCUCGCCGCUGAGGGUUCCGCGGCUUGCACUGGCACUGCCACAUUCGGUGCUUCGGGUGAUACUGCGUCUGGUUCAUCGGACUCUUCCAGCUCCGGCUCCAGCUCCGGCUCCAGCUCCUCUGGCUCUGAGUCUUCGGCUGCCGCUAGCAGUGCUCCUACUGAGACUUCGUCUGCCGCUGUGGCCCCGACCACUUCUUCGGUCCCAGCUGAGACAAGUGCGCCUACCGUGCCUGAGACUGCUUCAACGUCCACUGAGGCCGCCCCCGAGGCCACGUCAUCCUCCAGCAACACCAUCUCUAGCGGUAACUCUAGCACUAAAAGCGGUACUUGUAGUACCGAGGGACAAUGGAACUGCAUCGCCGGUACCUCCUUCCAGCGCUGCGCCAAUGGCCAGUGGUCCGUCGCUCAGCAGAUGGCUUCUGGUACCGUCUGCACCGCCGGCCUGAGCUCUGACCUAACCAUCUCAGCUUCCAAGAUGGCCCGCCAUGUCUCUGAGAUGCGUUUCCGCAAGCGUAACCUCCAUGGCCACCACGCAUAA
Molecule: messenger RNA, 1212 nt
Organism: Penicillium maclennaniae
Lineage: Eukaryota; Fungi; Ascomycota; Eurotiomycetes; Eurotiales; Aspergillaceae
Product: lytic polysaccharide monooxygenase AA11 family protein
Exons: 1
Coding region: 1-1212 (403 amino acids)
Source: RefSeq, a predicted model, not a curated record